This is a messenger RNA of Sitodiplosis mosellana (orange wheat blossom midge), 597 nucleotides long. RefSeq lists its product as uncharacterized. The record is from RefSeq and is a predicted model, not a curated record. Bases 1 to 597 code for a protein of 198 amino acids. NCBI's taxonomy places the organism in Eukaryota, Metazoa, Arthropoda, Insecta, Diptera, Cecidomyiidae. The transcript is spliced from 4 exons.
AUGUUGGCGAACACGGAAGUGAAUAGACGCAUUGCUUGUAUACGCACCAAACAUCGUGUUGAAAAUCGUGUGAAAAAAGGAUUUGGAAUAUUUUUCAUAGUGCCAAUUUUUUGUGAAAAUCAAGUUAAAAAGCCAUGUCUCCUCCAAAAAAGCUUCAUUGCAACGGGCAUUGCUCCAUAUAAUCCGGACAUCUUUACUGACCCUGACUUUGUCCAAGCCGUUGAACAAAAUGACAUAGAAGUGGCUAUUGAUGCUGAUAUCACCGAAGACAUCCAGCGACGUAUUGUUUUCAACGAUGCCAUUGAUCCUGUUGGUCGUGAAGAAGAGGUGUUAACAUCUGAGCCCUCUGAACUAUCCAGCUCGGUGUCACUAAUGUCUCUUGCAAGCAACACUUCGUCGGUUUUGGAUGCGGUUGGCCCUCUACAAGGCAAAACUCCAAAACCAAAGUCGAAUCGUGGACGAAAACCGAUGGAAAGUGCUGAAUUGACUUUUCCGGAAACCAUGUCCGUUUUGAAGCAUACACUUGAUUUGAUUUGGAAAGCCUAUCAAUUUGGUAUAAGGUCAGGCGAUGCAACACUUACAACACGCAUAAAAUAA